Dipodomys ordii (Ord's kangaroo rat) is the source of this 1936-nucleotide messenger RNA. RefSeq names its product protein kinase domain containing, cytoplasmic (gene Pkdcc). The annotation marks the transcript as partial. The transcript is spliced from 7 exons. NCBI's taxonomy places the organism in Eukaryota, Metazoa, Chordata, Mammalia, Rodentia, Heteromyidae. Gene Ontology annotation, biological process: protein phosphorylation. The record is from RefSeq and is a predicted model, not a curated record. Gene Ontology annotation, molecular function: ATP binding; non-membrane spanning protein tyrosine kinase activity.
GGCCCGGGUUCCCCCGGCCAGGGCCCGCGCCUGGGCUGCGCCGCGCUCCGCAACGUGUCUGGCGCGCAGUACGUGGGCUCCGGCUACACCAAGGCCGUAUACCGGGUCCGCCUGCCCGGCGGCGCCGCCGUGGCGCUGAAGGCGGUGGACUUCAGCGGCCACGAUCUGGGCAGCUGCGUGCGCGAGUUCGGGGCUCGGAGGGGCUGUUAUCGGCUGGCGGCCCACAAGCUGCUCAAGGAGAUGGUGCUGCUGGAGCGGCUGCGGCACCCCAACGUGCUGCAGCUCUAUGGCUACUGCUACCAAGACAGUGAGGACAUCCCAGACACCCUGACUACCAUCACGGAGCUGGGUGCCCCUGUGGAAAUGAUCCAGCUGCUGCAGACUUCCUGGGAGGAUCGAUUUCGGAUCUGCCUCAGCCUUGGCCGCCUCCUCCACCACCUGGCCCACUCUCCCUUGGGCUCGGUCACUCUCUUGGACUUCCGCCCUCGGCAGUUUGUGCUGGUGGAUGGGGAGCUGAAGGUGACAGACCUGGAUGAUGCCCGAGUGGAGGAGACGCCAUGUACCAGCAGUGCUGACUGCACGCUCGAGUUUCCAGCCAGGAACUUCACUCUGCCCUGCUCAGCCCAGGGCUGGUGUGAGGGCAUGAAUGAGAAGAGAAAUCUCUACAAUGCCUACAGGUUUUUCUUCACAUACCUCCUGCCCCACAGUGCCCCACUCUCGCUCAGGCCUCUGCUGGACAGCAUCGUCAAUGCCACAGGCGAGCUCACCUGGGGCGUGGACGAGACCCUGGGCCAGCUGGAGGCCGUGCUGCACCUGUUCCGGAGCGGGCAGUAUCUGCAGAACUCCACGACAAGCAGCAGCAUCGAGUACCAGCGUAUCCCAGACAGCACCAUCCCACAGGAAGACUACCGCUGUUGGCCAUCCUAUCACCAUGGCAGCUGCCUCCUGUCUGUGUUCAACCUGGCUGAGGCUGUGGAUGUAUGUGAGAGCCAUGCUCAGUGCCACGCUUUUGUGGUCACCAACCAGACUACCUGGACAGGUCGAAAGUUGGUCUUUUUCAAGACUGGAUGGAGCCAAGUGGUCCCGGAUCCCAGCAAAACCAUAUAUGUGAGAGCCCCUGGCUGAUCUGUGAAGAGUUCAGCUGACCAGCUGACCAUCCUCACCAGGUGGGCUUGCCUGUGGUGCAAGUAACAUGCACUAGAGGCCCUGCCUGUCACCUGGGAAUCCCUGCAAACAAGGCUGACAUCCCAGACAGACCGAUGUGACCAGGACAAAUGUGCAAUAAUGCAACAUGUUAAAAUGUGAGUUUGCCAGCUUAGGUCUGAGACUGCUGGCUCCCAGACUGCAAUGACUGGUUGAGAGACUGAUUGCCUUUCCUGAGCUCUGGGCUGCGAGCAAGGCUCAGGCUCGUCUGAACUGGGACAGUUCAUGGUGUGAGAAUGUAGCCAGAGCCCUGCUACUGCUGCUGCUGCUGCUACCGCUACCGCCACUGCCACUACUGCCACAUGCCAUGGCGGGCGGAGGCUGCGUGGGGACAAUCAGUCAUGGAAUGUUCUCUCAGAUCCAGAUGGGAGACUGGUGAAGGGGGUGCUCCCAGGUAGAGAUGAUCCCAUUCCUGCAGAGUCUGCCUCUGUUCUCCUGACAGGGGGCGCUCCCAGGCCAGCCUAGGGGUCGGGGCAGCAGCACACACGACCAUAUGAGCCAAGAUAAGAGUGGAGGAGCAGGUUGCGUUUGAGCCAGGACCUGGGGUGGGGGUUGAGCCAGGGCCUUUCUGCCUCAUUUGCUUUCAGUGAAAGCCACAAAGCAGCCCAAACCAGGCUCUCCCUCUCCUGGAUUUUGUAUAUCCAGAAGCUUUUGUACUUCUUGUCCAUUAAAUUGUUUAUUUUUGUAAAAAACAAAACAAAAACAAAAAUUAAGCCGCUAAUAAAAUGACAUU